Paramuricea clavata is the source of this 266-nucleotide messenger RNA. Lineage: Eukaryota; Metazoa; Cnidaria; Anthozoa; Malacalcyonacea; Plexauridae. The record is from the annotation of a GenBank genome assembly.
AUGGAGGACGGUCAUGAAAUUUCAAGCUCCACUCAAAAGUCAAAUAAUAACCUAAUUUUGGCUCAGUCUUUAAUAAAUUUGAUCGAUAAUCAUUCAGAAGGGACUGACAAGGUUAUGGACGGGAAUAAUGGCGAAACACAGAAGCUUGUAGAAGAAUUAAACACUGAAAUUUUAACGACAUUGACCGCACCGGUUAAAGCAAAAUUAUCGAAGGAUUCCUCGGCAAAGUUACACGGUAAAAGAGACAAGAUCAUGGAAUAUUGCAG